Molecule: messenger RNA, 2547 nt
Organism: Mollisia scopiformis
Lineage: Eukaryota; Fungi; Ascomycota; Leotiomycetes; Helotiales; Mollisiaceae
Product: Six-hairpin glycosidase
Exons: 7
Coding region: 1-2547 (848 amino acids)
Biological process (GO): trehalose metabolic process
Molecular function (GO): alpha,alpha-trehalase activity
Source: RefSeq, a predicted model, not a curated record
AUGCAUGUCCUGUCGUGGUUUUUGAGGAUCAAUUCGCUCUUUUCUGCAGUCCUCGCUCAAGCCCCUCCACAACCCGAAAAUAUCAACAUCACGGGAACGAAUUUCCUCGAUCAUGAUAGUCCGAUUAGCAAUUUCUGGGGGCAGACAUUUUUGAAGAACAAUAUUCCGUACAUUGAUAUCCCGAACUCAAAUAUUCAGGAUGUUUAUUAUUACCGUUGGUCUUCAAUUCAACGCCAUCAUCGAUAUACUAUUGCCGGUACUGGAUAUAUUCUCACGGAGUUUGUACAACCCGUAGGAUAUGCCCAAGCCCUCAACACUAUCGAUGCGGCAGCCGGUCAUCAGAUUGACGAAGCAAGAUGGCUGAGGAGCAAGAUCUACGAUGAUGAUUAUGUUCUGGCGUAUCUACGAGGACCGGGAAACACGACUCAGUACACUCAUUGGAUAUUAGAUGCCAUAUUUCGACGUUCUCAAGUCACUGGGGACUCCCAGUACACGACUGAACAGCUAGCAGACAUGGUCCGUUUGUUUGGCUACUGGGAUUUUGUUUUCGAUUCUGACGUUGGUCUUUACUAUUUCACUCCCAAUUUUGACGCUCAGGAGUAUAGCCUACCAGGUUAUAUUGUAGCGCCGGAUGGUGGACAGCUUCAAUUAGAUGGGCCCAACACUUACAGACCAAAUGUCAAUGCCUAUAUGAUUGCGAAUACUCGAGCAAUCGUUCAAGUUGCCAUGCAAGCAGGUGACAAUGAUACAGCUGCAACGUUCACGGAAAAAGCGGAAAAGCUGGAACAAUCGCUCUAUGACCAUUUGUGGGAUCCCUCGCAGAAUUUCUUCGUAGACGUUAUCAUGCCAAAUAACCCAAAUCUAUCCAGAGUCAUGGGAAGAGAGGAAGUGGGCAUCUUCCCGUAUCGUUUUGGCAUUGGCUUGACCCCAGAAUAUGCCAACGUCUCUAUCCAAGAACUCUUCGAUCCGGACGGUUUCUUGACUACAUAUGGUCCGACAACUCUGGAAGUCCGUAAUCAGUACUAUACAGCGACCAAGCCUUCAGACUACUGUUGCUUUUGGCAAGGACAAUCGUGGCCCUUUUCCACUGCCCACACCUUAAAGUCUUUAGCAGCCAUUUACCGCUCUGGAAACACAUCUAUUACGGCCCAUCAAUACGUGCAAUAUCUCGAUAUGUAUGCAACUACGCAGCAUAAGAACGGGACGCCAUACGUUGCUGAGUCUCAUUACCCAUCUAUGGAUGCGUGGAGUGCUGAUUCUACCAAUCACUCCGAACACUACGAUCAUUCAACCAACAAUGACGAUGUUAUUACUGGAUUGCUUGGGAUUAUCCCGCGGUCAGAUGACAUUUUUGAAAUUGACCCAAUCAUUCCCCAGAAUUGGACAUAUUUCGCCCUCGAAAAUCUUGCUUACCACGGCCACCUCAUCACUUGUAUUUACGACCAGGAUGGCACUAGAUACAACAAUGGAACCGGUCUUUCAGUGUUUCUAGAUGGUUUCAAAGUCUACAAUGGCAAUGGCACUAAAGCUCAAGUCACUCUUCCGACUGCGAGCACCGUAGCGCUGCCUGUUACUGUGAACAUUGCGGGGAACCCAAACGGACUUGGCUCUUACCCCCAAGCCAUAGCAACGUACACUUAUUCCGCCGAUAACCCAUACAAAGCAAUUGAUGGGUACCUGUUUUAUGACUCGAUUCCAGAUAACAGAUGGACCAACUACCAGAGUCCAUCUCCUAACGACACACUUCAAAUUAUAUUUGCUCGGCCUCGAAAUAUAUCUUCAGUCACUUUAGCCCUGUAUUCUGACUUGGCUCGUGGUGGUGCUGUCGAUGUCCCGGCCACGAUCGAGAUCUACGGCUCUGACGGUCUUCUCGCCAAUAUUAAUACAUCCUCUUCCUUCUUGACUAACGAUCGCAAUACAUUCUCAUUCGCUCAGACCGAGACACUUUUUGUCUCUGUGAAUAUGUUCAACAAGCCUGGCGUAUACGUAGGGCUGUGCGAGCUUGAAGUGUGGACCCAGCCUCAAACUGCUGGACCAUACUAUGCCGUAGACGCCUUGCUGACCGGCCCCUCUGUUUCGACAGACAACAAAGCUAACGCUACCGCGAACGGUGCUGUCGUCUCUGGUUUGACAGAUGAAGCCGUUGUUGCCUUCUCUGGAAUUCAGAGUCCUGGUGGUAGUGCGACUUUGCUGCUCACGUAUGCCAAUGAAGGUGAUGCUGCUGUGAGAGUAGGAGUCACUGUGAACCAGGUUUCUCAGGGUCAAUUGAGUUUAUCAGGCACAAGUGGAGAUUUUGGUAGUGCUGCAAUGGAUGUCACUCUGGGCGCAGGGAAAAACUUCAUCAGUUUGAUUGGAGGGACGAGCGACGUGAAAGCGGGCGUAGCAGCUAGCAAGUUUAUUGGGAAAGCUCCACAUGUCAUUGCAGAACGCCCAUUUGUUUUCGGAGAAACAGUCAAUCAAUGGGGAAAUUCAGGCAUCAAGGAUGCUUCAAGAACUACUCCUAGACGACACUUGUUUCUCAAGAUGAUAUUCAUGCUUAAGGAGUAA